This is a messenger RNA of Nerophis ophidion (straightnose pipefish), 2349 nucleotides long. RefSeq names its product dynein axonemal assembly factor 6 (gene dnaaf6). The record is from RefSeq and is a predicted model, not a curated record. NCBI's taxonomy places the organism in Eukaryota, Metazoa, Chordata, Actinopteri, Syngnathiformes, Syngnathidae. Gene Ontology annotation, cellular component: cytoplasm. The transcript is spliced from 6 exons. Gene Ontology annotation, molecular function: dynein intermediate chain binding; protein-folding chaperone binding. Bases 1528 to 2112 code for a protein of 194 amino acids. Gene Ontology annotation, biological process: axonemal dynein complex assembly; flagellated sperm motility.
AUAGCAUGUGUUUGUAAAUUGUUUUAAAAAAAUGUUUAUAAUAUAGCGUUAACAAAACGUCUGUAUUUUUAUAAUAUAGCGUUAUAUUUUUAUAAUAUAGCGUUAACAAAACGUCUAUUAAUCCUGACCCCGGAAGUAAAUGGGGGGCGAAGGUUUUUGUAGGGAGAAGAAAUUUGGCGUGACAGCCCCCCAUCUUAAAUGAGUUUGACACCCCUGAACUAGACGAAGUGGCUGGGGAGACGGAAGUCUGGGCUUCCCUGCUUAGGCUGCUGCCCCCGCGACCCGACCUCGGAUAAGCAGAAGAACUGCCAAGUUGUAAAACAGUGGCAGUCAUAUUAGAACACUCCAGAAUUUAAACAAGGGGGGGACAUUUUAUUACUUAUUUGCAUAAAUAUAUAUUCAAGUAAGAAGCAUGGUGGCAAGCCAUGUCCAGCCUGAGUUGUCAACAGUGUACAAAGUAACAUUUGCAUUGUCCAACACCUUCAGCGUCUCCCCCCUGAGUCGUUAUUACCUCCCUCGGCUUUUUUGCUCGGGGGAUGGAGCAUCUUGUCCAGGGCAGCGUAGCUGUACACGGCACCAUCAUACAGGGCGUCCCCGGCGGACUUUGCGAUGGCCGCUGCCCGCUCCGGGUAGUAGAGGGAGGCGCUGACUGCCAUCAGACUCGCCGGGUAGAUGAGCCUCUUCACCCGGGAACGUCUUCCGAGAAGCAGCCCCAGCACGCCGGUGAAGCCGAUGAUUCCAGCCCGCGCGUAGAAGUCCCCCGGUGGGUCUUUGAGGAACGUGAGAGUGUCACGACCGCACCGAACCACGCUUUGGACUUUAGGUUCCAGGUGGUCGUAUGUGGUCCGACACCAAGCCGAGUACGGUUCCGCCAGCUGCCGGAGGGUGGCGAUACUUCUCUCCAGUUGACCCCCUUCAGGCUCCUCGGAAUCGGCGUCCUGCUGGCCCGAGGCGGGGUACACGGAGAGGUCGUCCCGGUUCCUCGACGCUGCUUGUUUCUUUCCGUCACCGGCCGCGGCCAGGACGGUAGCCGGCCAUGAGGUGAAGGCUCCGGCCAUGAGGACUCUGCCUGUCACCUUCAACAUGAUCCCCGGCAACCAUGCGUGACUACGGCGUGUCAGGAGGGACAUUAAUCCUCAGCCAGGCUGUAUUAAACACGCAUUUAUACCAUCAUAAUUCAUAUAAAUUUGACCAAUAUAGUUUAUAUUGUUUUACACUCAUAAAACGCCCCUUGUAAUAUUAACCUUGUGUUAAUUGGGGUUAUUUUUUUUGCUGAAAAACGAAUCCACCGAAGUGGUUUGCUUUAAUUGUCACUCUUCGUAUUUCCUCUUAAAAAAAGUGACGACUUGUAUAAUCUAAACUUUUUUUUUGUAAUUACGUGCAAAAAAAAAAAUCCCCUGUGACGUCAUGGGUCACCACGGCAACCGCAGCGUCUACAGAAAACACAAAGCGCCAAUGGCAACUGAAAAACACCACACACACUUUGCACGAUUUAUUUUAGUACAAAAAAAAACAUAUUUGUAAAAAAUGGAAUAUCUUGGAGUAUCAUCCGCCCAGAAUCUCCAGGCGCUGUCUGCCUUACUCUCCAACCAGCAAAAGGAUGACGACGACGAGGACGAUUAUAAAAACGUGUCUCCGUAUGCAAAGAUGAGUCCAGGAAACAUUGGCCCUCCCAAGAAAAAGGACAAAGAAGUGCCGCCUGUCUACGCGAAAGAGAACAGCAAAGACGUAUGGAGCGUGGACGAGGUGCCCGAGGGCCCUCAGUAUGAUGAUCUCACAGACCCGCGACCACAGCCCGAAUAUGAAGUCAUGCUCAAGCAGAGUGUGGGGACAGAAGAUGUAUUUUUGGGCCUCAACAGAAAGGAUCCGUCCUCCAUGUGCUGUGAAGCCAUGCUGGUGAAAAUCAAACUUCCAGACAGCAAAGCGUCAGACGUUACCCUGGACGUGAAAGAAAAGUUUCUUGACCUGCGGACACCUAAGUAUAAACUGGGUCUCCAUCUCCCACACCCCGUCCUCCAUCAGGAGGGGAAGGCCCAGUUCUUUAGCGAGAGGGAAGAGCUAGAAGUGACUCUUCUCAUGAAUCGACCGCUGGAUGCUGUCAACAUGCCGUGAGACAGAACCGCUCCGGCCCGUAAAAGUACGUCCGGCCUGGAUCGGAUUCAGGUGGAACCCUCUUGAUGGUCUUGAUUAGUGGUUCUCAACCUUUCUUCACUGAUGUACCCCCUGUGAACAUUUUUUUAAUUCAAGUACCCCCUAAUCAGAGCUAAGCAUUUUUGGUUGAAAAAAAGAGAUAAAGAAGUAAAAUACAGCACUAUGUCAUCAGUUUCUGAUGUAUUAAAUUGUAUAACA